UCUCCUGUCACAUGACUGCGCAUGCGCACCAUGAUCAUGAUCUGUCUGAAGGAAUUUCGGAAAGAGUUUGGAUCAGCGCGAACAAUAAACACUUUCUGAAGUAAGACAUAGACCUAUCGAUCUCAGUUUUAUCCUUCUCCUGUCCCGGGAUCGACUUCAACCCCAGAGCGCAGAGCUUAAGGCCAGAGGAGGGCCAGCAGACUUGGACACCAGCAAGAUGGCAGACAUGUCAGUGGAGGACAUCACAUUGAGAGCCAACCAUGUUACAGAUGAGUCACUUGAAAGCACUAGGCGGAUGCUACUGAUGGCAGAGGAGAGCCGGGAGACGGGUGUCAAAACAGUGACCAUGCUGGAUGAGCAGGGAGAGCAACUAAGGCGAGUCGAUCAAGGAAUGGACCAGAUCAAUCAGGACAUGAGGCAGGCUGAGAAGAACCUGACUGAUCUGUCCAAAUGUUGUGGCCUGUGUGUGUGCCCAUGUGACAGAGUGACUUCCAUUGAUCAUGAUGGGAGAUAUAAGAAGACUUGGGGUACAGGUAGUGACUACUCCAGUACAGACAGAAAAGAGGGCGGCGUUGUAUCCAGCCAACCUAGUGGCGCUCGAAAUGGACAGGCUGUUUCGGGUGGGACAGCGGGUGCAUCUGGCCCCUACAUCAAGAGAAUAACAAAUGAUGCACGAGAAGAUGAGAUGGAGGAGAAUCUGGAGCAGGUGGGCAGCAUCAUCGGGAAUCUCAAGAAUUUGGCUUUAGAUAUGGGCAGUGAGAUCGAAAAACAGAACAAAACCAUUGACCACAUCACUGAUAAGGCUGAUAUGAAUAAAGCUCGCAUUGAUGAAGCCAACCAGCGAGCCAACAAGCUUCUGUAGAGAAUGGACACUGCCAGCUAAGCUCAGGCGCUUUUGAUCUCUCUCUCUCUCAAACACACACACACACACACACACACACAAACCAACACACACUUUCUCUUUUUCAACAAUGAAUUGCAGCAAGUGCGUUAAGUUCUUUCAAUGCCAUCUGUGCCUUUUUUAUCCGUUUUGUUCUAUUGUAAAUAGUUGGACACCGAUAUAUUUCAAAGCCUCCUGUAAAAUCAAGUCUUCACCCUUAAUAUAUGAGACAAAUAUGCUGGACACACCGAGUGGCUUUGCUCACUGCUGUCCUCUCAGUCUGUAAUGGAUGGAGUCUAAUCUCUCGGGAUGGUGAUGGGUUAUGUCCGUCCCUCUCACUGCACUUCAAUCAGCAUGCCUAAUAGUUUCACUUAGUCUGAAUGAAGGGCCAAAGACUUACGACAGAACUUUUAAUGUUCUGGUAUGCUGCCCUUAUAGCCGUUGAUGUAUGUUUGGACUAAUGAUAUAAUGUUUGUUUUCUGUUUAGCUCUAUCUAUGACUGAUCAUACUCAUAUUUAAUUAUCUCAAGUCAUUAAUGGACCUUGUGAAUGCAGUUAGUCCUAUUCAAUGUUUGGGGGGGAGGGUGCGGGGGAAUGUAUGGUGUCUUUUUUAAUUGCAUAAUUUACCAUGCUAUGUAGGAAAGGACAUUUCAGUGUAUCUGUUUUACUGCUAAUAAAGCUAGUAUAAUAA
This is a messenger RNA of Carassius carassius (crucian carp), 1570 nucleotides long. RefSeq names its product synaptosomal-associated protein 23-like. The transcript has 8 exons. The record is from RefSeq and is a predicted model, not a curated record. NCBI's taxonomy places the organism in Eukaryota, Metazoa, Chordata, Actinopteri, Cypriniformes, Cyprinidae. Gene Ontology annotation, molecular function: syntaxin binding; SNAP receptor activity. Bases 218 to 862 code for a protein of 214 amino acids. Gene Ontology annotation, biological process: synaptic vesicle fusion to presynaptic active zone membrane; exocytosis; synaptic vesicle priming. Gene Ontology annotation, cellular component: SNARE complex; plasma membrane.